AUGGCUAGGGGCCGUAAGGGUGAAAAUAGAGUUAGGGAUGCUUACCUAGCGUGUAAAACUAUUAAAGUACAGUUUGAACGUUGUUAUAACAAUUUCAAGCGCAAGGAACUACCGCCAGAGUCACUUGAGGAAUGCGAAACUUUGAAAAGGGAAUACCAGGGCUGUAUUUUGUAUUAUAUGGAUAAAUUUGGCAUUAUACGUGUCUAG
Babesia microti strain RI is the source of this 207-nucleotide messenger RNA. RefSeq lists its product as hypothetical. The coding region runs from base 1 to 207 and encodes 68 amino acids. The record is from RefSeq and is a predicted model, not a curated record. NCBI's taxonomy places the organism in Eukaryota, Apicomplexa, Aconoidasida, Piroplasmida, Babesiidae. The transcript is spliced from 3 exons.